Rasamsonia emersonii CBS 393.64 is the source of this 831-nucleotide messenger RNA. RefSeq names its product Integral membrane protein. Lineage: Eukaryota; Fungi; Ascomycota; Eurotiomycetes; Eurotiales; Trichocomaceae. The transcript has 3 exons. The record is from RefSeq and is a predicted model, not a curated record. The coding region runs from base 1 to 831 and encodes 276 amino acids.
AUGGUCUUUCAAAUCACUUUCUCAGUGGCAUCACUGUUUACAAAGCUCUCCCUGCUGUGGUUCUGUCGUCGUAUUCUUGGAGCUGGGAUCAAAGGACCAUUCCGAAUCUUCAACUACUGCCUCAUUGCAGCCAUGGUCGUGGUCACAUUAUUGUCUCUCAUCCUUAUCUUCAUCACCAUCUUUCAGUGCAUCCCUGUCCACGCCUAUUGGGACCUGAAUCCCACGUAUCCCCAUCACUGCUUGGACGGAAACACCGACCGUGUUCGCUGCGAGUGUGGUCAACCUCUUCAACGACUUUCUCACCACGGUGGUCCCGAUGCCUUUGAUCUGGAGACUGAAACUCCCAGCUCGCCAGCGUCUUGCCGUCAUUGGCAUCUUUGGCCUGGGUGUUUUGGCCAAUGUUGCGGGUUCUGUGCGGACGUAUUAUGUGUGGAAGGCCAUGAUCGAUUCGUACGAUCAAACCUGAUCUGUGCUUGUGCACCUUCUCUCCGGCCACUGAUCGCCUCCAUUCUUCUUCGUCUUUUCCCAUCCUUGAAGGAAAGUACCUCCUACGGCCGCAGCCGUGGGACGGGAAAGCUCUGGAAUUCGACCAAGAAUUCACGGAUAAUGGUCCGAUCAGGGUCACGAAGAGAUACUCUGGACGGGGGUAGAGAUGCCUCAACAGACCAAAUCAAAAUCAUGCGCACGGUAGAGAUGGAGACUUAUUACGAGCGCCAUGAGCCACACCACGAUCACCCCAAGGGAGGAUUCGUGGACAUCGAAGGUGCUGGGAACCCGGAUACCAGAUCAAAGUCGUCAUCUAAGUCAAUCCAGGAGUACGGAACCAUAUGA